Messenger RNA from Drosophila innubila, 618 nucleotides. RefSeq lists its product as uncharacterized. NCBI's taxonomy places the organism in Eukaryota, Metazoa, Arthropoda, Insecta, Diptera, Drosophilidae. The record is from RefSeq and is a predicted model, not a curated record. The transcript has a single exon.
AUGAGGAUCUGGAUUCUUUGCUCAGUCGCAUUCCCUUUAUUACUUUGCCAUGUUCGUCACACGAAUAUUAAAUGUGAAUUAUUGGAUAAGUCGUUGGUUGAGGUCUCGAUCUGUAAACUAAAGGUUAUUGGACGUGGUAUUGUUGGUUUGAAUCUGCAAUUCAAUAUUCUUAAGCCACCUGUGAAGAGGGUUUUGGUGAAUUAUAGCGUAUGGAAAAAACUGAAUGGAUAUCACCCAUUUCUCUUCAACGUCACCUUGGACUACUGUCACUAUAUGAAGCAUCCAAAUCCACUUAAUGUAUUUUAUUAUUUUCAUCGGGCACUCAUGCCAUUUUCAAACCUGAACCAUACAUGCCCCUAUAGUGUGAGUAUAUACAUUUGAUUCCUUUAUCGAUAAUAGCUUUUAAUUAUCUAAUCGAGUUAACAGGGUAGUAUUAUUAUUAAAAACUUUGUGCUGAAGGACGAUAUGUUUGACAAGGUGCCUGUACCCAGAGGAAGCUACAUGUUCAACGUGAAGUUGUCUGCUGGGACCGUCAGCUGGGCGCUCGAUUUCCAGUCUUACCUGGACGUAGAUGUCAAGCAAAGUUUGCGAAAUCCCUCAGACAACGCAGAUAAAUAA